AUGGAUAAAAAUUGUCGUCAAGAAAAAAGUUACCUGACUCGCAGAGAAAGCAACGAAAAUAAUUUUAAAAGUUUGUAUCGCUUCACUCGUGAACACGUUGAUUUUUUGGCCAAGACUUUCCUCGAUGAUUACAAUGAAAUCCGAGGAGGAGCAUUAAAUAAUGUUCAAAAAAUGAAAUGCUUUUUGCGGUACAUAGGCGAUCCCGGUUUUCAGGUAGGUGUAGGUGAAGACCUGGGCUUCCACCAAACUACAGUCUGUAAGACACACUGGUUUAUGGAUUUUAACAUCCUACAUACGAAAGAACGGGUCAUAAUUGAACGGGUCUUUGGUCAGGUCAAACAAAGGUUUCCAAUACUUCAAUCGAAGGUUCGGAUUGCGACAGAGAGAGUCCCAACGUUAAUCAUAGCGUGCUUCACAUUGCAUAACGUAGCAAAAUUUCUAAACGAUGAUGAUUUCGAUAUUAAUGAGAUAUCCAACGAGCUUUUCGAUUUUGUUUCCGUUCCAGAAGCUACUGAAGCCGCCAGCACGACGCUUCAUCUUGGAAAACGUCGACGAGAUGCAAUUGCUUCAUUUAUAAACGAGUGGGUGCAAUUUUAAAAAUUCGGAUAAUUCGUUCAGUUUGAACAAUACGCUUUUUUGUCCGUGUCACUUAUAAUUUUUUUUUAAUUUGCUCAUGAAAAUAUUAUCGUUUAAUAUAAAAAGUCAUUACAUU
Molecule: messenger RNA, 712 nt
Organism: Wyeomyia smithii (pitcher-plant mosquito)
Lineage: Eukaryota; Metazoa; Arthropoda; Insecta; Diptera; Culicidae
Exons: 3
Coding region: 1-597 (198 amino acids)
Source: RefSeq, a predicted model, not a curated record